Molecule: messenger RNA, 5070 nt
Organism: Scomber scombrus (Atlantic mackerel)
Lineage: Eukaryota; Metazoa; Chordata; Actinopteri; Scombriformes; Scombridae
Product: PH and SEC7 domain-containing protein 3
Exons: 18
Coding region: 869-4201 (1110 amino acids)
Biological process (GO): regulation of ARF protein signal transduction
Molecular function (GO): protein binding; guanyl-nucleotide exchange factor activity; phospholipid binding
Source: RefSeq, a predicted model, not a curated record
AGCCGGAGCUAACGUUACUGUGAUACGUCUAGUUACACAAAUAACAACCAUGGUGAUAAAAUAGUGUUUAAUUAACAGGGAAAACUGGAAAAAAUAUAGCAGCACUACUGGGUUACUACCACUAACACCACUAGUAUCACUACUACUAUAUUAAUUACUACAACUACUAGCUAGAAGAAACUAAUCCACUACAACUGCCAGGAUCCUCACAUAAAUGCUAAGUAACGGUGUCAUUUGCAAAUUUUGCAGGAAUGAAGUUGAGCCACUCCCCUCACCUAACAGCCAGAUCUGUAGAGAGACGAGCAAGACGGAGGGAAAUGGACAUCUGAUCUUGAUCUAUCCAAAAAUGGACAGGAAGCACGAAGGAGGAGGAGGAGCAGGUCCAGACUAGGACUUGUGACUUGCAUGCAUAGUGCGACACCUAAGACUAAAACGCUGCCUGGCUCAAAGGGAGUGGAUGUGUGGCUUAUUUGUUGUGCACAGAAGGUUCAGACAUAAUCAACUGAGGGGUAAUUGUAUGCUUGUGUGUAUGUAUGUGUGCAAGUGAAUGUGUGUGUGUAGGUUUUUGACAGCAGUAUAAACCCACUGUAACAGAGUGCUGUGCCUUUCCCUCCCACAAGAUCUUACUUAAAACCUCACAAGCCAACUGAUCAUAUGAUGUUGCCUGAAAGAGCCUGAAGGGCGAUAUGUGAGUGGCGCCAUUGGAUCAUGUUGAUGUCAUGCUUCAGGAUCUCACAUUUGCGUGGCCUUACGAGAUGAUCCCCCUUCAUACAGCAAAGGAGGACAUUUUGUAGCCUGGCAACAUUUACAGCAACAGCAUCUUUUCACCCACAAACACCGUGACAGCUGAACUGUGAGGGAGACGCUCAUGGAGGAAGAAAAUUUGUGCUCCUCUCUGCCAUUUAUUACAGAUUCAGUCCUUCAGCAGCCUCAACAAGACUCAUGCACCGCUGCAGAACACUCAUACAUCAAUGGAGAACAGGAAGCUGUAGUGUGGGGCGAGACAGAGGUGCAGAUAAAUGAGAAAUACGGGGCAGAACAGCUUCAUCUCUCCCCACACGGAGGACGAGAGAGUCCUGAGGAGGCUGAACAGUGGGAGCAAAUAAUAUGGCCGGUGCGCCCCAUGACCUCUACCACUGCUCCACUUUCCUUUGCUACAGUGCUAUGGGACAUGCCCGGCACCGCCUUAGAGACGCCCACUCUCAUAACUGACAGCAGCUCGGCCAAUGAGCAGGACUCUGGUGAUGUGAUGAGUCUAGAUACCACUUCCCCGUCACUUCAGCAAUCCCAAGACAUUAAUGCUGAGCUUUUCACUCAAGAGGAGCGAGAGGAGCAGGAUGGGAUUGAAUCGUGGCUUCUUCUGAACUCAGAUUUAGAGUUCACUGGAAACGGCUCUGAGCCAUGUGAUGCUGUAGAUGUGCAAGAGGCAGCGACACAGGAAAAGGAAGAGCCAACAACGCACGAGCUGGUAGACGAUAAUAAGGAGAUCCCUCUAACUACGGAUUCAGAAGAAGAGGAGGGACACCCAGCUGCAUCAGAUGCUAUUGAAACUGUGGACUUUUUUGAUAUUCUUGAGGAUAUUGAAGACUCGGAGGAUGGGGCGGACAGUAUUAUAGAUCUAAGGCCAGAAGAGGAACGGGAGGAGUCAGAUGUUCUGCUGACUGGACAGACAGACUCAGAGGAAGAGAAAACUUCAGUAAAGGGUGUUGAGACUGAAGAACAGGACGAGGAGGGAGUCGAGGUAGAAGAGGAGGAGAGUGUAACAAACGUGUCCUGUAAUGAAGAAGGUGGAGAGGAGAACACUGUUAGCUGUCUGAGUGAUGUGGAGGCUCCUGUAGAGCCACAACAAACUGACAAUACUGGACUAAGCAUAAACCCAGAUAAUUUCAUUAAUUUGCAGUCAGAUACAGAACAAUUAGAUAUUUCCGAGGAAAGUCCACAUUCUGGGAUUGAGGAGAAGGACAUAGAGAUACUAGAAGAGUCACAUGAAGAUCCCGCAGGUCAGACUGAGGAGCAAGAAAUGUGCGAAGAUGUAGAUGAGGAGGUGGACACUGAACAGUCGGAGGCUGCUCAACAACAGGACGACAACGAAGAACCAUCGAUACAGGAGGCAGAUGAUGCAGAGAAGAUAGAGAACUCUGAAGAAAUACUAGAGCUGACUGAGAAACAGGAGCACACAGGUUGUCCAGAGCAACAAGACUGCGACCAAACAACUCCACAGGACGUAGAGUCUCCAGCGGAUCCUGAGCGCUCAGAGUCGGAGCAGCUUGGGACGAUAAAAGAGAGUGAGCAGAUCAAACCAGAGGAGCAGCACUGUGAAGAGUCUGACCUGCCACAACAUCUGGAAGAGUCAUCGCAAAUGGAGUCAACAGAACAGUCAGCCCAACCUGAAGGUGCAGACGAGCGAGAGGACUCUACUCAUUUAGAGCAGACAGUUUGUGAUGAAUCAAAAGCACCUGAAGUAGCAGAGCAGCAAGAACAGAUGGAGCUAUCGGAUCAGAAUGAGCGGUCGCUGCAAACGACCGACUUGUCUCAGCCAGCGCUCUCGGAGCAGUUUGUAGAGACAGAGAAGACGGAUGACUCAGAAGUAACAGAACAGCUGUCUCGUAAGAGUGAAGUUGCACAGCAGACAGCAGAGGCACAGUUAGAUCAGGAGAUGUCUCAUCAGACCGAAGAAGUAGGAGGAACAGUUGUGGCAAACGGGGAACAACCCAAACCCACAGAGACAGUGGUGCCGCAUAUGAAUGGAGGUGAUGUGGAAAGAAGCAUGGCCUGCUGCCUCGCUGAGCGGCUCCACAAGCUGGACGGGAUCCAGCGUGUAGAUGUGGUGAAGCACAUAGACAAAGAUAAUGACUUCAGCCGUGCUGUCGGGGAGGAAUACCUCAAAUUCUUUGACUUCACUGGGGAAACUCUGGAUCAUGCCCUGAGGUCUUUUCUGAAAGUGGUUGUACUGAUAGGAGAGACGCAGGAGAGAGAACGAGUCCUGCAGCAUUUCUCCUGCCGAUUCCACCACUGCAACCCGGACACCUUUUGCUCUUCGGAGGCUGUGUUGGCUCUUACAUGUGCUUUGAUGCUGCUCAACACUGACUUGCAUGGACAGAAUGUAGGAAAGUGUAUGUCUGCCUCUAAAUUUGUGUCCAACCUAGAUGGGAUGAAUGAAGGAGAAAACUUCAUCAAAGACCUCCUGAAAAGCCUUUACAAUGCCAUUAAGAGUGAACCACUGGAAUGGGCCGUUAAUGAGGAGGAGUUGAACUCUGUGUUUUCGGAGGACAACACAGGAGAGGACGCAACGCUGCGGUCAAAGAGUAACCCCUUCCAGGAUGUUCCACACGAUAAGAAGGCCUCGCUGGUCAAACAGGGAUUACUGCAGAGAAAGCUCCACGCUGAUAUCGAUGGCAAACGCACUCCGUGGGGAAAAAGAGGCUGGAAGACUUUCUGUGGAGUGCUGAAGGGAAUGGUCCUCUACUUACAGAAGGAUGAUUAUAGGAAGGAGCAGCAGACUAACGAGGAGGUGGUGAGUGUGCACCACUCGCUGGCGGAGCCGGCAGCCGAGUACACCAAGAAGCCGCACGUCUUCCGUCUGCAGACUGCUGACUGGAGGGUUUUCCUCUUUCAGGCCCAAUCCAAAGUGGAGAUGAAUUCAUGGAUAAGCCGCAUCAACCUGGUUUCGGCUCUUCACUCCUCGCCUCCGUUCCCUGCAGCUGUCGGCUCCCAGAGGAGGUUCUUUAGACCGAUCCUGCCCGCCUCGCAGUCUGCUCAAACUCUGGAGCGUCAGCUGCAGUCUCAUGAAGGAAUGCUGGAGUCCUUCAAAGCGGACUUGUCGUACCUGCAGGACAACCCACCAGAGGGCAAGAAAGCAAAAGCCAAGGAGCAUGAGGAGCGUCGCGUCAGAGCAGAGUACCUGCAACACGAGAUGUGUCGAUAUAAGAUAUACAUCCAGAUGCUGCAGGUCUGGAAGAACUUGAAGACAGAGGACGGCCCGUUGAGCACCACGGACCUGAACCAGUUCGAUAAAGCAGUGUGCCCAGACUCUGUGGGCGAGGGUGACGAGGAGGAGGAAGGUGGGCUGAAAAGGGCCUACUCCAGUCCUUCUUUGGAGGUGGAGAUGGCUCCUCCAAGUGUGAUCAAAGUCAGACGCAAUAUCUCUGAAAGACGGACUUAUCGCAAGACCAUCAUUCCCCGAUUCAACAAAGAGGCCUGAAAGGAGAUUAUCUGACUGGUUUUAUGGUACUUUGAAAAUGCUGAUUUAAUAAAUAUUUUAUAUUUGAGCAGAAAGGACUUUUAGUUUUUAAAACCUGAAAUGAUUUGUGGAAACAGAGAAAGUUAAAUCUGCCUCAGCAAGUUCUUCUUUGUCUCGGUUUUUCAGCAUUUUUAUCUUCAGCACUUUUAGGAAAAUACAGCUCAGGGAAUCCCGAACCUUCAAACUCUCUGAGGAGAGGGGAAAACCUGACUCAUCGGUUUAAUGACUCAAACUAUCUGGACCUAAUUUAUUUACUUUUGUUACAACUCUGGUCUGGUGGUUUCAUUUGUAUAUUUUGCAAAAAUGUGCCUUUUAAGAUGUAAACCACAAGAGGGUGCUGUGGUACAGGACAUCUGUGAGUGAAUGUAGGAGAAAGGAAGUGCUGUCAAGUAGUUUUUGUGUUUUUAAAGAUAUUUUAUGUGCUGUUUGCACUUUUGAUGUUUUAGGUAUCGAUGUAUAAAAUGUUAUGUAAUGUUAUUUUGUUUAUAUGAAGGUUUUUUUCCUCAAUGUUGUGUAUUUUUUCUCUUUGGGAAAAAAGUUAGCUAUUCAGUCCUGGAAUAACUGGUGAUGGACGUUAACACUUGUUUUCUCAGGGCCUGUAUUUCAAUUAUUGUCUUUAAGUACUUCAUUUGACCUCAUUUGAGGAAGAUUGCAGGUUUUAUGAGCUACAUUGUCAAAAUAUCUGCCAGAAUAAGACUUGCACUGUAAAAAUUGUAGACAUGUAAUGAAAGCUGUGUAGUUUUUCAACAAAGUCAGUAUUAAAAUGUUCCUGGUAACAUCUUCAGCAACAUCUUCUUUUUUUCAAAAACUUUUAUACAUUAAAUUUGAUU